AUGGCAUAUGAUCCUAGCCAAAUGAUGUUCACCAACAAGUUCAAGACUCCAGCUUCUGCAUUGAGAUUUUUGUUACUCUCUGCACUAUAUUUUCUUCUGAUUCAUGCUGCAAAUGGAAAAGUUCACCAUCACAAGUUUGUGAUAAGAUCAGCACCUUUCACAAGACUAUGUAGUAGCAAGAACAUUUUGACUGUAAAUGGACAAUUUCCUGGUCCAACAUUGAAAGCUCAUAGAGGAGACACACUUGUAGUCAAGGUUUAUAACCAGGCAAAUUAUAACUUAACAAUACAUUGGCAUGGAUCAAAUCAAGUGAGGAAUCCAUGGUCAGAUGGACCUGGAUACAUAACACAGUGCCCAAUUAAACCAGGAAAUAUGUUCAAACAAAUUAUAAAUUUGUCAACAGAAGAAGGAACAAUAUGGUGGCAUGCACAUCAAGGUUGGGCAAGAGCCACAGUUCAUGGAGCUUUCAUCAUUUAUCCUAAACGUGGACAUACUUAUCCCUUUCCUAAACCUCAUGCCGAGGUUCCAAUUAUACUAGGAGAGUGGUGGAAGGAAGAUGUUAUGGAAGUUCCAAAUGUAGCAAACAUAACCGGACGACAACCAAAUACAUCAGAUGCAUAUACAAUAAAUGGUCAACCUGGUUAUCUAUACCCGUAUACUUUCAAGAUGAAUGUGGACUAUGGAAAAACAUAUCUUCUUAGAAUAAUCAAUGCAGUAAUGGAAGAAGAAAUUUUCUUUGCAAUUGCAAAUCACAAAUUAACAUUAGUUGGUAAAGAUGGAUUAUACUUAAAACCAAUAAAAACAGAUUACAUAAUGAUCACACCUGGCCAAUCUAUGGACAUUUUAUUGGAAGCAAAUCAACGAUCUCUUGGUCACUAUUUCAUGGCUGCAAGACCAUAUUUUAGUGUUGAUGGUGCUAGAUUUGAUAACACAACUACAACAGCAUUACUUGUAUAUAAUAACUCUCACAAACAUCACAAAAAAAGUCCAAUUCUUCCUAAUCUUCCUCCUUACAACAACACACAAGCUUCAACUAUCUUCACAAAGAAAUUUAGAAGCCUUGCAACAAAAACUCAUCCAAUAAAUGUCCCUAAAAAAGUGGACACACAUUUAUUGUUCACUUUUUCGGUUAAUUUGCUCAACUGUACCCACGAUAAACCCUGUAAUGGUCCGUUCGGAAUGAGGUUUUCGGCUAGUGUGAACAACGUUAGUCUUGUGCAUCCGGCCAAUAUCGAUUUUUUAAGUGCUUAUUACUAUAAAGUCCCUGGUGUGUUUGAAAUGGAUUUUCCAAAAAAGCCAAAAAGGGAAUUCAACUAUACAGCUGAUGAAUUACCGGAAUAUGUUUUGGGUACAUCACCUGGUACUAAAGUGUUGGUUUUGGAGUAUGAUGCCAGUGUUGAGCUUAUAUUGCAAGGGACUAAUGUGUUAGCAAGUGAUAAUCAUCCAAUUCAUUUGCAUGGAUAUACUUUCUAUGUUGUUGGUUCAGGUUUUGGGAAUUUUGAUCCAAAACAAGAUCCCAAAAAUUAUAAUCUUAUUGAUCCACCACAAGAAACAACAGUUGGAUUACCAAAGAAUGGUUGGGUUGCUAUCAGAUUCAAGGCUAAUAAUCCAGGUAUGUGGUUGCUGCAUUGUCACAUAGAGAGGCAUGCUAGUUGGGGGAUGAAUAUGGUGUUUCUAGUGAAAGAUGGUCCUACUCCUCAAACACAAAUGAUUCCACCUCCUAAGGAUUUACCUAAAUGUUAA
This is a messenger RNA of Trifolium pratense (red clover), 1743 nucleotides long. RefSeq names its product laccase-14-like. Lineage: Eukaryota; Viridiplantae; Streptophyta; Magnoliopsida; Fabales; Fabaceae. Gene Ontology annotation, molecular function: copper ion binding; hydroquinone:oxygen oxidoreductase activity. Gene Ontology annotation, cellular component: apoplast. The transcript has 6 exons. The record is from RefSeq and is a predicted model, not a curated record. Gene Ontology annotation, biological process: lignin catabolic process. The coding region runs from base 1 to 1743 and encodes 580 amino acids.